Aplysia californica (California sea hare) is the source of this 3201-nucleotide messenger RNA. Its product is annotated as cadherin-23-like. NCBI's taxonomy places the organism in Eukaryota, Metazoa, Mollusca, Gastropoda, Aplysiida, Aplysiidae. The transcript is spliced from 10 exons. Gene Ontology annotation, biological process: homophilic cell-cell adhesion. Gene Ontology annotation, molecular function: calcium ion binding. The record is from RefSeq and is a predicted model, not a curated record. Gene Ontology annotation, cellular component: plasma membrane. Bases 1 to 3060 code for a protein of 1019 amino acids.
AUGGACAAAGCAGCCCGCCUCUCAAAAGACCUAAUUCGUGUCGAUAAGGGCUUGAUAGAUUUAGACUCAAUAAUCUGCGACAAACAGCUUCGUUCGUGGCUGCUUGUACGGCCUCUGAUGAAACUGACAGCGGAUGAGCUGAAGGUGUGGCGGCCAACUGGCACUAUCCUCCAGUACGGAUUAGUCGGUGAGAUCACGCAGACUGUUUCAUCCUCAAGUAUCCUGAGCUUCAGCUACACUGGGACAGAUCGGAUCGCCGUUCAGUCCGGUGACACAAUCGGAUGGUACGUAAGUGGACAAGAAAUAGUCCGGUUCAAAUCAGGCGGUGGGGGAUACAACGACAACUAUAAGAUGUCUAUGUCUGCCCCGACCGUUGGCGCCAUCCUGGAUCUCACUGGCAAGGAAACAGGCAGAACCUACGCCAUUUACGCCACGCUGGGCCCUGGAAAUAUCCCCGUGUUCUCCAACUUGGAUCACUCCAUGUCGCAAGCCAAAACUGCUUUCUCCACCGCGGUGACUGUCUACACAGUGGUUGCUACGGACGCGGACCCAGGAGACAGUGUGGCAUACAGCUUGGCUUCUGUGACACCCAGUACUCACUUCACUAUCGACUCCAGCACUGGUGAGGUCAAGCCGACGAGCAGCCUUUCUGUGAACACGUACACGCUGACUGUCCGAGCAACUGACAACUGCGGAAGCACCCAGGACGCCACACUGACCAUAGACGUGAUCAACAACAAUCCCGUGCUCAGCAAUUUACCUUUCACGCUGAGUCAGCAUUUGUUGCUCUUUUCUACGUCAGUCGUGGCCUACACAGUGACAGCCACUGACCCUGAUGUAGGAGACAGUGUGACAUACAGCCUAAACUCUGUCACUCCUUCAACGGACUUCGCCAUUGAUUCCUCAACAGGUGACGUCACCCCAACAACUACCCCUUCCCUGGGCACCUACACGCUGUCUGUGAGAGCGACUGACACAGUCGGUGGCUACUUGGACGGGACACUGACCAUUGAAGUGACCAAUACGAACCCGACGUUCAGCAAUUUGGACUUCACAUUGAGCCAGCAGCACACACUGUUCUCCGUCUCUGUGACCGUCUACACCGUGCUGGCCACUGAUGCUGACGCCGGAGACAGCAUCACGUACAGUCUGAACUCUGUGACCCCAUCCGUGGACUUCACUGUGGACUCGUUGUCUGGCAACAUCUCCCCUUCAGCUACCCCGUCCGUGGGCACAUACACACUGUCAGUCAGAGCCACGGACUCGGUGGGAGGGUAUGUAGACGGAACACUGACCAUCGGAGUGACCAACGCAAACCCUGUGUUCAGCAACCUGGACUCUACCCUAAGCCAGCGACACACUCUCUUCUCCACCUCUGUCACGGCUUAUACCGUGCUGGCUACUGAUUCAGAUUCGGGGGAUAGUCUCAUGUACAGCCUCAACUCUGUCACGCCCACGGCCGACUUUGUUAUUAGCGCCUUAUCUGGUAACAUCUCCCCUACGACUGCUCCUUCAAUUGGUACCUACUCGCUGUCUGUGAGGGCGACGGACUCAGUCGGUGGUUUCGUUGACGGCACACUGACCAUCGAAGUGACCAAUGCUAACCCAGUGAUCGAGUCCUUGCCUGCCGCCGUGGAAGUCAGCGAGUCUGCGGUGGACGAAACACUCUUACAUACCCUCAACGUCACUGACCAGUCCAUGUUUUACGAAAUGCGUGUCGUUUUGGCUCGUAUUGAACGGGGUGGGGGCUCAGAUUGUUCAUGUAAAUGGAGGCACGCCAGCCAUGCAGAUGAGGGCAAGAAGGCCCCUAUGUCUGACACGUGUGACGUCGCUGCUGCGAGCAUUAGUAUUAUAUAUAACCUUUUUUGUCCUUUUUUUCUGCCCAGUAACCUCCCCGCCACUGUCCAGCUGGUAGAAAACCUUGCUGUUGGUACGUCAGUGUUCUCUGUCAGUGUGUACGACGAGGACGGUGAUACUGACCACACCUUUACCUACAGCUUCAGCCCAGCCGCCGGGACUAACCAGUUUGUCGCCAAUACUUCUACGGGCAUUAUAACGCUUGGCGGAGGUAAGGUGUCUCUCGCUCACAUCUGUGCAACCCCAUCUCCCAUCCGUCUCUCCUCUCCACCCACCAACCCUAUUGUUAGCCUUCCCAUUGCUUUCAAUUUGUUCAGAAAAAUGCAACCCGUCUUGUCAACAAAAAGAACCCUGGACUAUUUGACCCAGCCCCAGACUUACACGGUGUCUGUGACGGCAGCUGAUCAAGUGACCACCUCAACAGCUGCUGUGUUGACCAUCAACAUCGUGGAAGUCAAUGAGGUAGGUGUCUCCAAGUCAACUCAAUACAUCUGGCUAGUGGUCAUCUCUGACCCGGAGCCCCUGUCGGUGACAGCUACUCUGACUGUCUCUAUCUUGGACUCGAACGACAACAUCCCACAGUUCGAGAGUGAGAGCUACAGCGCCACCACCUACAGUGACGUCGCCCUGGGCACUACCAUCCUAACGGUCAACGCCUCGGACGAUGACGUCAGCACCGAGCACGCAGAACUGGUCUACACCACCCACGGCUCGACCGGCUCGAGUCUGUUGAGAAUUGACAAUAAAGGAAAUGUAUUUGUGUACAGCAGCUUGAGGACUUACGGCGAUUCGGAAGUCAGUGUGACGAUUCGAGUAUCAAACCCGGGUUCGAGCUCUUACGAUUCUGCCUCGGUGCGAGUCUUCGUGUACAACCCAGCGAGUAGUGAUUUCUUUGACAACGGCGGAAAUAUUGCGUGGGUGGUUCUCGUUUGUGUCUUUGCACCUCUACUGAUAGGUGGCCUCGCCUAUCUCUCUUACACGGCAUACACCAAGUGGGGUAUAUUCCAAAAGCCGAAUUAUCAUAUUAAGCAAGUGGCCCCUUAUGACACCAAGGCACCACCCACAAGCCGUCCUAUCUCUACUCACACGAUCAUUUCCAGUGGGCGGGUGACGCCAAGUGAUGUGCGUAUGAUUGAAGCACGCUGGAAUGCGUGGGGCAACCAGUCAUGGAACGGCGUCAGCAAACCUGGAUUCACCUUUUGAUCAACUGAACUCUGAAGUCAUAAAGUGUAGACCCAAUUAUAACAAAACGUUACAACGACACGUACUUGAAAGCAAGGGCGAAGGCUGACUUGUUUGACAGGGUAAUCAAAGUGAGAUGGGACCAGAUAGGGCCUGGAGAUA